CUCUACAUCGUGUUUCAUACUCAUUAACCAUCGAGGAGUUUUUCGUAUUACUUAUUAAUGCUUCUAAGAUUAAAAGGAGACCGUGGUCUAGCAAUUAGUGUAUAAUUAUUAUGAACCAUUGAUUAAUACUCAUUCAAAAAGUAUCAGUAAUUCUUAUAUUCAAUAUUAUUUAAACUGUUAAUCAGUUCCAACUAUAAUGUCUAUUCGAAUUAUGUUGAGGAAUACCGUUUCCAUGAAUAAUGGAAGAUCAUUAUUAAUCAACACUUUAGUGAACAAACGUGAUUCGUCAUAUCGUUCCAGCCCUAUUGCUAACGAUCCAUCGCAUUACGCUAAGUACGAAGUAACUUCAGCUCCAGUAGACUGGCAAUAUGUCGAAAGACUCUUACCUCAAUCAAUUAUACCACCGCCCCCAGAAACUAAAAAUCUGCCUUCUGGGUGGCAACCUCAAACUGCUAAGUUUGGAGAUUACCCAUAUUUUGUGCACCGAACCCGUAAUCACAUGCUGCCAGUAUACUUAAAAAUUUCUAUGAGAGGAACUAGACGCAUUACACAAGUCAAUAAUGUUGAUGGUGACAUAUGGGCUUUGGAAAAGGCUUUAAAGAAGUAUUUGGAAAGAUUGUUUGAAGACAAAAGAAUUAUUGCUUCAAAAGUGCAUGAAGUAUGUGGUCAAUUAUGUUUCCACGGUGAUCAUGUAACAAAAAUCAACAAUUGGUUACUGAAAAAAGGAUUGUAAUAUUCAAUUGAAUGAUGAUUUAGGUACAUAAAAUAAAUUACAUUAAUAAAAACCAUAUAAAUUAUUCAAGUAUUGCACUUUUAGUUUCAAGUUUUAACUAAAUGUCAAUUGUUAGAUCUAUACAAAUUUUAUACAAAAUGUGGUUUUACGUAGAAAAAAUAUAAACAAAAAAAUACUGUUAA
This is a messenger RNA of Adelges cooleyi (spruce gall adelgid), 915 nucleotides long. It is a transcript of the gene mRpL49, whose product is annotated as probable 39S ribosomal protein L49, mitochondrial. Bases 197 to 733 code for a protein of 178 amino acids. Gene Ontology annotation, molecular function: structural constituent of ribosome. The record is from RefSeq and is a predicted model, not a curated record. Gene Ontology annotation, cellular component: mitochondrial large ribosomal subunit; ribosome. Gene Ontology annotation, biological process: translation. The transcript has 3 exons. NCBI's taxonomy places the organism in Eukaryota, Metazoa, Arthropoda, Insecta, Hemiptera, Adelgidae.